GAAAAGCUUUCCCCAGUAUGGAAGCGCACCAUGGAAGAAUUUGAUUGAGCAUGCGCGAAACCAUAGCUCCUUGCAGAUACUAUGAGCGGUGGUGUCUACGGUGGUGACGAGGUAGGUGCUAUUAUUUUCGACGUUGGACAUCAGAGCCUACGCGUUGGAUAUGGCGGUGAGGAUACACCAAAGGCUGAAAUCCCAACGAACCUUGGCGUAUGGGAGGAUCCCGUCGAUUCUCCGGAAUGUAAUCAUACAGUUAGGAAACACUAUAACAUCGACGUCACCGCCAUUCAAGUCCGUAAAAAGGAUAUGGAAAUGGUCAGCAUGAUGAAAGAUGGAAUGGUCGAAGAUUGGGACAUGUUCGAACGUUUAACCGAGUACACCUACAAGCAACGUCUUCACGCAUUACCAGAACAUCAUCCAAUCCUGAUGACGGAGUGUCCUUGGAAUACGAGAAUUAAACGAGAGAAACUUUUGGAAUUAAUGUUCGAGAAGUUUAACGUUCCAGCAAUGUACAUUUGUAAGAAUGCAGUUUUAGCUGCAUACGCCAAUGGGAGAUCAACAGCAAUGGUUGUCGACAGUGGUGCAACACACACGAGUGCUGUACCGGUUCACGAUGGUUAUGUUAUAACACAGGGAAUUGUUAAGAGUCCUUUGGGGGGUGAUUUUAUUACGAUGCAAUGUAGACAAUUUUUUGAAGAAAAAGAUAUCGAAUUGAUACCUGCUUCUCUUGUCGCUAGCAAAGAUGUGGUUAGAGAAAGGGAUCCACCACGUUGGACAAGAAGACUUGGACCCCAACCAACAACUUCCUGGUUAACUUACAUGGUACGAGAGUUGCUGCAAGACUUUCAAAUGAAUUGUUUGCAAGUUUCCGACAGUCCUUACGACGAAGAUAUGGCUAACACUUUACCAAUGAAACAUUUUGAAUUUCCAACUGGCUAUAACGACGAUUUUGGUUCCGUAAGACUAAUGAUACCAGAGGCAUUGUUUGAUCCUAGUAAUGUUAAAGGUGUUGGUGCUAGCAUUCUAGGUGUUGGUCCAUUAGUAACAACAAGUGUUGGCAUGUGUGAUAUGGAUAUAAGACCUAGUUUGUACGGCAGCGUUGUGGUAACUGGAGGUAAUUCUUGUUUGCAAGGAUUCAGCGAAAGAUUAAACAGAGACCUGGCUAGUAAAACACCUCCGAGUAUGAGAUUGAAAAUAAUCAGCGCCAAUAGUCCAAGUGAACGUCGUUAUGGUGCUUGGAUCGGUGGUUCAAUACUAAGCUCACUUGGAUCCUUUCAACAAAUGUGGUUGUCAAGACAGGAGUAUGAAGAAUCUGGGAAAUUGAUUUUAGAACGUUUCAGGGAUCGUGGUCUUCUGGAAAAAUGGAAAGGCGAUUUUGAGACACCCAGAACUGAAAUUGAUCCGCCAUGCUCAACUCGAUAAAUCAAAAAAUUAAUCAAAUCAAACGUACAUUGAAUAUUCCAUUAUUGUCACGUAACGUAUAUAUUUUAGAUAUUAGUAUAUAUUUAAUAAUUAGCUAUAUAUAUAUAUAUAUAUAUAUAUAUAUUUAUUAAUUAUUAAAUAUGUAAAAUGAUAAGUAUUAAUUGCAACGACUUUUGGAACGACGGUAAGAUCGACUUUUUGGCGAAUGAAACGAUAACGACUGGGUCAUAUUUAUAUUAUAUAAGGAGAAAAAAGAAAAAGAAAAAACAUUUUAUUAAUCAAAAUAUCGUUUUAUACAAUCGCCAAUGUUGUUGGAUCAGCGUGUUUAUUCGAAAAGUAACAAAUUAUAGUUCCUACUUUGCCCGAAUGAUCGUUCGAAUCAUUAGUUUUAAUGAAGUUCCUAUUUUUUAUUCAAUAUUUUUUUAAACGAUUUUUAUCUGUAUCAUUAUUAUUAAAUAUUGUUCGAUGGAAAAAUGACCUAUUAUAAUAAUAACAAAACAAAACGAAACCAAAAAUAUGAUCGAGUAAACUUGCAUUCUUGCAGAUAAAGGAGAAAAAUUACAAAAUUGUAUAAUAAAAUAAUGUUCUCGUAAAAUUAUAAACAAUAUAUCAUUAUACGUGUUGUAACAAGAAUAUAUUUUAAUUUUAUUUUUUAUAGCAAAUUUUGGAAAGAAAGAAUUUUUGCGUGCGUAUACUCGACAUUUAUCUUGCGUCCAUUUCAUUGAAAAAAAAAAAAAGAAAAAAUAGAAAUUUUGGUCAUCGAAUAGUUGAUUAAGAGAAAUAAUAAUAAUAAUUAUAAUUAUAAUUAUAAUAAUAAUAUUAAUUGCGUUUUUAUCGGAAGAACAUAGAAUAUCUUUCGAGUGUAUUACACACGCACAUACACAUACAUACUUAUUUGAAACAUAUAUAAACGACUGAAAUAAUAUUAAUAUUGGAAUUAAUCAUUAAUUAAUCAAAUAAACAAUAUAAUUUUAAUUCGACAUUGUAUUAAUGCUUAAAUGCUAUAAAUGCUUGCACGUCGUAUCGUCUCAAUUUAUAUUUAUAAAUAAUCGUACAAAUUUAAUAUAAUACAACAAAAAUUAAAUCGAAAUUUAUCGUGCAAAAUUUUAACGAGAGAAAAAUUUCAAAAAAAAAAAGAAGAUAAAAUUGAUUUACUUUUUCCUUUCUUUUUUAAUUACGUGGGUAUGUGUGAGAACAUGUGUAAUCAUGUUUGUGGUACGUAUACGCGUAUAUCUUUUAUUUUUACGAGUCAGAUAAGUUAUCCUUGUUCCUAAUCAUGUAUAAGUACAUAUUUGUACUAGACAAAUAUGAAAAAUAUUUCAAACAAAUGACAAAAUAAACUUUUAAGUGUCUGC
Polistes canadensis is the source of this 2774-nucleotide messenger RNA. Its product is annotated as actin-like protein 6B. The transcript is spliced from 7 exons. Bases 82 to 1419 code for a protein of 445 amino acids. Lineage: Eukaryota; Metazoa; Arthropoda; Insecta; Hymenoptera; Vespidae. Gene Ontology annotation, cellular component: NuA4 histone acetyltransferase complex; SWI/SNF complex. The record is from RefSeq and is a predicted model, not a curated record. Gene Ontology annotation, molecular function: chromatin binding. Gene Ontology annotation, biological process: regulation of transcription by RNA polymerase II; nervous system development.